Corylus avellana is the source of this 1217-nucleotide messenger RNA. RefSeq lists its product as uncharacterized. Gene Ontology annotation, molecular function: hydro-lyase activity. The record is from RefSeq and is a predicted model, not a curated record. NCBI's taxonomy places the organism in Eukaryota, Viridiplantae, Streptophyta, Magnoliopsida, Fagales, Betulaceae. Gene Ontology annotation, biological process: fatty acid biosynthetic process.
ACUUCAAACAUUGGAAUCUCCGUUAUUUCUCCCACCAUCUCUGCAACGGCCAAACAAAGGCACACUCUCGUCUCCUACCUCGUAACUCUCGCCCCGGCGCAGUUUCACCCAUAAAUGCCAAGUUGUCUGUGUCUCUCAGACUCAUAGAUUACCCAUAUUCAGAACUAGGCCUCGUUAACAAUGGCUGCGUCAGCUUUCUCCAAUUCUCUUCUCUUAUCUGCUUCUCCAAGUUCCCACUCGUCGCUCUCUCAUCGACCCUGCAGCAUUUUGCCUCCGCAACGAUCACAAAUCUCUCUUGGUGGUUUCAGAUCUCAUCCUAGAGCGACCCAAUUGAAGAAGAAGAAGAAUCCAAGCCUUUUCACUACCCAUUGUUCUCUGGACGCUGCAAAAGAACCAAAGGAAGACACCCCUAUCGAAUCAAGAUUUCCAGCAUUUCCUACGGUGAUGGAUAUCAACCAGAUUCGUGAAAUUCUGCCUCACCGGUUUCCCUUUCUUUUAGUGGAUAGAGUGAUUGAAUACAAUCCUGGAGUUUCAGCUGUUGCCAUCAAGAAUGUAACAAUAAAUGACAACUUCUUUCCUGGCCAUUUUCCUGAAAGGCCAAUAAUGCCUGGUGUUCUCAUGGUGGAGGCAAUGGCACAGGUUGGUGGCUUGGUUAUGCUGCAACCAGAAGUUGGAGGUUCUCGCGAGAAUUUCUUCUUUGCCGGAAUUGACAAAGUGCGAUUCCGGAAACCAGUGAUCGCCGGUGACACCUUAGUUAUGAGAAUGACACUUAUCAAGCUGCAGAAACGCUUUGGAAUUGCAAAGAUGGAAGGGAAGGCAUAUGUUGGAGGUGAAGUUGUAUGUGAGGGCGAGUUUUUGAUGGCUACAGGCAGUGGAUGAUUUGCACCCUUUUUUCACCAAGAAUUCUUGUUGAUCUCAGGCAGUUUCCAUUAACCCAGCUGCAGUUGUCUUUUUAAUCCAACUUUUUUUUUUUUGGUAUUGAUUGAAUCCAACCCUUCUUGGUCCCCAUUUGAUUUCAUGUUUCUCAUGAGAAUAUCAGUUUCUCUGGAAAGUUCAUCACAAUUCACAAACCAUUGACUUCUUGACAGACUUCAACCUUUUCUUUUCAGUGCCCUCAAAUUUGUGAUUGAUGGUAAAAGGGUAGGAUGGGGAUCUUGCCUAGCAAACAAGACAACAAAGCUUGCUAUUAUUUAUUUAAAAGUUCGUCUUUCAUCUUU